UUCAAUUCACCCCUACACUCUCUCCUUAUAUAUCUCUCUUGCCUACCCCUGCCUUGCCUCUCUCACUUUUUGCUGCUGCUAUCUUCUCUUCUCUACGAUUUUUCUGUUUGGUUUCUCGCGAUCAGAAAUCCAGCACCAACCCACUAAAGGGCUGUCACCAUAUUUUCUGAAAACUGAUUUGCAAACAUUUGCUUGUACCCUACGCAUGCUUUGCACAUUAAGCAGUAUUAGAAGUUUCUGAUACUGUGGUUUUCUUUAUCUCUACCUCAAGUUACAACAUCUCGUAGGUUUGGGAGUUUUAAUCUGUACAAUUUAAAAUGUCUUCUCCAAGCAAGAGGAGAGAGAUGGAUGUCAUGAAGUUGAUGAUGAGUGAUUACAAUGUGGAGACUAUAAAUGAUGGACUGAAUGAUUUUAAUGUGGAGUUUCAUGGUCCUAAAGAAAGCCUUUAUGAAGGUGGUGUCUGGAAAAUCCAUGUUGAGCUUCCUGAUGCAUAUCCUUACAAGUCGCCUUCUAUUGGGUUUGUGAACAAGAUAUUCCACCCAAAUGUUGAUGAACUUUCUGGUUCUGUAUGCUUGGAUGUAAUCAACCAGUCAUGGAGUCCAAUGUUUGAUCUUUUAAAUGUUUUUGAAGUUUUCUUGCCACAGCUCUUGAUUUAUCCAAAUCCUUCAGACCCCCUCAAUGGUGAUGCAGCUUCAUUGAUGAUGAAGGAUAAAGAACAAUAUGAUCAGAAAGUGAAAGAGUAUUGUGAAAGAUAUGCAAAAAAGGAGCAUAUUAUGAACUCCACGGGCGAAGAGCUGAGUGACGAGGAGGAUGUCAGUGAUGAAGAAAGUGGAUCCAGUGAUGAGGAAGAUGAGAUUGCUGGGCAUGUAGACCCUUAAUGUUUUGCAGCAGGGGUUUAAUCAUCUUUAAAUUAAACCCCCUUGUAAGAUUGGCAAUGGACCUUUAUUACAUGUUGAUCUUCACUGUCGUUCCAGUCUACAUCUACCUUCAGUUUGCUUGAUUAAUCAUUAAUCAUGUAGCUCAUCUUUCCCAGAGUAAGAAAAUAGUUGGCAUGAAUUAUUUGAUUUGAAAACAUGGACUCAUAUGGGAAAUCGAAAGAGAAGUGAUUACUUUCAGUA
This is a messenger RNA of Populus trichocarpa (black cottonwood), 1118 nucleotides long. Its product is annotated as ubiquitin-conjugating enzyme E2 4. Gene Ontology annotation, cellular component: nucleus. The record is from RefSeq and is a predicted model, not a curated record. The coding region runs from base 318 to 878 and encodes 186 amino acids. NCBI's taxonomy places the organism in Eukaryota, Viridiplantae, Streptophyta, Magnoliopsida, Malpighiales, Salicaceae. Gene Ontology annotation, biological process: protein polyubiquitination; ubiquitin-dependent protein catabolic process. The transcript has 8 exons. Gene Ontology annotation, molecular function: ubiquitin conjugating enzyme activity.